AUGUAUUUCCUGUUCACAUUUGGUCUUUUGGCCACCACUGCUGCGGCAGCACCAGCACCACAACUCAUCGAUCUUACCCCCGGCUACUCGAAAGGCGACUCAGAUCCUGCGCGCUUCAGAUACUAUGAGAAUGAGGGUCUCUUGCAGGGUCCGUGCGAUAUCACUACAGGGCCGGAUGGGAACGUCUGGACUCAGAACUUCCUCGACAACACAGUCUCCAAGAUCGAGAUCGGGAGUGGCAGUAUCACAAACUACAAAGUGCCCUACAACCCAGAUCAAUUGUAUCCAAACCAAAGCUUGCCGUUGACAGGGCGCGUUGCAUUCGCCUGUGCUAUUCAGCCAGGUAGUGAUGGCAAUCUCUACGCUGCGACAGGUAUCAGAUCACAAUUUCUGAAGAUCGAUCCUUCGAAUGGAGUUAUCAAAGUCUUUACUCCGCCACUACCGAACGUCCCUUUCCUUGGCAACAUUCAGCCCUUCAACGAUCUCUGGGAUGGCGGAUCCGGAAUGUGGUACACACUCACAACAGCCGGAACACUCUACCACUUCGACUACGCUACUGAGACCUUCGAUGGCGUCUAUCCACUGCCCACGCCCCUUAAUGGUGUCGUCGGAGCUUUUGUUUCGGAGAUCGAUGGCAACGUCUACCUCGCUGAAAUGCUCGGUCAAGCCAUCACCAGAUUCGACCCAAGGACACAGCAAUUUACCCGCUUCCCUCUUCCCUUGAGUGGUCUUGGCAUCGUCGUCGUGCGUGCAGAAACCGAGAGCCGCUACAUCUGGUUCACUGGCUUUCUGUCAAACAGUAACGUCCGCUUCGACACCCAGACCGAGAAGAUCGAUGUCUUCACAGAUCCUCUGCCUGCCUCAUUCCCCACGGAGAACACGGUGGAUCCUCAGGGACGGUACUGGUACUCGACUGCAACGAGGAACACGAUCCAGUACCUCGACCAGAAUAAUGAGGCCGUCAUCAUCGAUAUGCCUGAUAAUGGUGUCAACUUGCCAAUUGGCAUCCCUCCAGGCCUGAACAUCGCUAUCCACUCUGGACCAGACAACGCGAUUUACUUCUCGCAAGUGUUGCGCAACAGGAUCGGACGAUAUCAGUUGUAG
Didymella exigua CBS 183.55 is the source of this 1104-nucleotide messenger RNA. Its product is annotated as NHL repeat-containing protein. The coding region runs from base 1 to 1104 and encodes 367 amino acids. Gene Ontology annotation, molecular function: protein binding. The record is from RefSeq and is a predicted model, not a curated record. The transcript has 2 exons. NCBI's taxonomy places the organism in Eukaryota, Fungi, Ascomycota, Dothideomycetes, Pleosporales, Didymellaceae.